UGGAACUAAGGGUAAUAGUCAUUGAUUAGUUAUGUUUUAUUUUUUACUUGGAUUGCUUAUAAUGUCUUAUAUUUGUGUGUUCGAUUGCUAUUGAUUUUUUAUUGUAUUUUAACAUGUUGAAAGCUGCAUUGUGUCCCUUCAUCAGAGAACAGCAGCAUAUAAAUAAAGAUAUUAUUAUUAUUAUUAUUAUUAUUGAGCAGCUUUGAUGCAUGUCUUGAGUCCCAUUAUCACAAGAAAGGCAGAAUGUAAAUGAAUAAAAUAAAAGUUAAUUAUAUAUAUUGGAAUGUAACCAAAGUCUUUUAAUGCUGAUUGGUAAGCCCGUCAGAGACUUUGGGUUCAUCUCUGUAGCAGUUUGAUACCACUUGAACUAACUGCCAUGGGUCAAUGCUAUGGAAUCAUGAAAGUUGUAGUUUUAAAAGGUCUUUAGUAACCAUGAAUCAAAGUGAUUGACAAAUGGAACGGCCCUAAAUUAUGGUUUGGAUGGUGUGGUUUUAAUUGUUAUUUAAUAAUUUUUAAAAAUUGUAGCUUUUAUAUAUGUGUGUAUAUUAAAUGGCAUCGAAUUGCUUCCUGUUGUAAGGCCACCUUCAGUCCCCUCCAGGGCGAGAAAGACAGGGUUCAAAUAUGGUAAAUAAAUAAAUUUAGUCUUCUCUGCCAAAGAGUGCUGGCUCCUCAUCAAACUAUAAUACCCAGGAUGCCACAGCAAUGAGCCAUGGCAGUUAAAGUGGUGUCGAAUUGCAUUAAUUCUACAGUGCAGAUCAGACAUGGGCAAACUUUGGCCCUCCAGGUGUUUUGGACUGCAACUCCCGCAAUUCCAAACAGCCUACCUUCUGGUGUAGAUGCACCCAGUAAACACAGUUGACAAUGGCCUGCCAUAUAGAUGGGUUCUGUAUUCAGGAAUUCAACCAUCCAUGGAUUGAGAAUACAUAUUUACAAAAAAUCCAAAAAUGCCAUUUUAGAUAAGGGACACCAAGCUACUGUACCAUUGUAUAUAACAAUACUUGAGUAUCCACAGAUUUAUGUAUCCUAGAGGUCCUGGAACCAAACGCCAGAGCAUACUGAAGUCCCACUGUAAGAGAAAAAGAAUGCAUAAUGGAGAAAAAAGUGGUAGAAGACCAUGGAAUGAAUCAAAGUUCUCGCCUUUGCUAGUGAUUCUGACCAUAGAAUUACAGCCUUUUGUUGUGUCAUGGUGCUUUGUUUGGGACUAGGUAUUCUUACUGGAACACUCACUUAUAGACGUUCUUGCCAUUAUUAUACACUAGCUUGGGGACCCGGCGAUGCCCGGGUCAUUUGAGAAUGUGCUGCAGAAAGCUACCUUUCUGAUCUAAACUUCCCUGAGUCAACCAGUGUGGCCUGCAAGUUCUUGAAGUUAUAGCCCACGCCACAUCUGGUCCUAGGCUAUGUCUGUUAAGCUGAUAUGUUCAGAAAAUGAUCCAAAUUGAUACUCAGAACCACGUGUCUUCUGAUGAAAUCAUUAAGGAGCUGUGCACUUCUAAUGGACUGUCUUAUGAGAGAGUUGAUCAAGAGGGAACUUCAGUCACAAGCCUAGAGAUGUUUUUCUCCGGCUACCCAAGAAUAGUAGGCUUGUCAUAUUUCCCCAAUUUAACAAGGCUAACUCUUGUUAGGCAGAACAUCCAGUACAUCUCUGACCUGGGAAGCUGCCCAUUAUUGAAAGAGCUGUGGGUGGCAGAGUGCUACUUGACAAAAAUCGCUGGUUUGGAAAAAUGUGUUCUUUUGCAAAAGCUUUUUCUCUACUGCAAUAUGAUUCCAGCUAUUGAAAAUCUGGAGACACUAACAAGGCUGGAGGUUCUUUGGCUGAAUGGGAACCAGAUUAAAGAAAUAGAGGGGCUGAACGCACUGCAGAAACUGAAAGACCUCAAUUUGGCUGGGAAUCUCAUUAAUAAACUAGGAUGUUGCUUGGAUCCAAGUGGAAAAAUAGAAAAAUUAAACUUGUCUGGAAAUCAAAUAUGUUCCUUCAAAGAAAUCACCAAUCUGGCAAGACUACCUCAUUUAACAGACCUGUGUCUGAAUGAUCCCCAGUAUGACCCCAACCCUGUCUGUUUUCUUUGCAAUUAUUCGACGCAUGUGCUGUAUCAUCUCCCUCAGCUUCAAAGGCUCGACACUUAUGAGGUAUCCCCCAAACAGAUCAAGGACUUGGCAGAGACCACAGUGUUGAAAAAGAUGAUGUACUACAACAUGCGUAUCAAGAGCACCCACAGGCAGCUGAACGAAGAACUUGAGAAGUUAAAAGAAAGGAAGUCCAAGUUACAGAAGUUGCCAGAAGAUCGUAUUAAACUUUUCAGCUGCAAUGUCAAGAAUUUGGAACAAGAACUGUCAGAACUUCAGAUGUCUGGCAAAAUGCAAGCGUACAAAUCUAUUUCCAACCAAGACUUUGAAUGUGAAAACUCAGAUGAAGAAGCUGAGAGUUCAGAUGAGGGCCAAAAAGAAAACAAUCUUGAGCAGCAGUUUUUGCAUAAAUUAGAAUCCCUGAGGAGAAGAAUAAACUUCUGGAACAAAAAAUUAGAAGAAAUUGAAACCAUUUAUCAGGUUGAAGUCAAGAAGAAGAAGAAAAAUAGCAAUUUGGCAGUGCAGUUUUUACUUACUGAAUUGGAGUCGGUGGGGAAUAUACGCUUUGAAGAGGGUUCACCAAGUGAUGCCUGGUUUAAUUCCUGCUAUGAGUUAAUUCUCUCCCGAUUUUGUGCCUGGGACUUCAAAGCAUACGGCAUCACAGGAGUGAAAGUAAACCGUGUCAUUAGGGUGCACAAUCGGAUGCUGCGGCUGAGAUUUGAGGAUAAGUUCCAGCAAUUUUUGGACAGAGAGGAUUUAACUGAGACCAUGAACUACAGGAAGAUGCUGGAAUAUCUCUUCUAUAAAUAUCCCCCUGAAACGUCCUUGAAGAAAAAGCAGUUGAUCCAAAUCUUAGAGGAAGGCUUCCAAGAAACAAAAAAGGCAUCUGAAUGCGAAGAAGCUGUUCUGCUCACAAACAGCCUAAGUAUCUGUGAAUGUCCAAGAAUUGAGUAUUUGCAAAAAGAAGCCAGAAGUAGAGGGGAACCGGAAGAUCUGUCAAGGCAUGGGAGACUCAUAAUUUCAAAAGUCUUCCUUGGGCAUAGGGCUCAAGCUCGUGAUAUGGACCCAAUCACUCGGGUCAACUAUGCCAGAGCCGAUUCUGUGUUCAGACCUCGCAAGCCCUCCCAAAAUGGCACCCGUACAUCCUGCAUUGGGAUUCUGGAUCAGCAAGAGAAACCAAAAGAGACUUGUUCUUCCAUGGAGUUCAGGGACUGCGACUGCAGCCUCCGACAGUGUGAGUGGUUUCUGUUUGAUCACGAGCUGGUUUUGCCAGAGUACAUCGUUGAGUUUGAGUACAUCACACUGGUCAAAGUAGAAGCUCUGUUUUCCUCACUCAACAAUGUGAUUGGGGAAGAAGGAAAGAAACAUGCAGCAGGUUUUGUGCUCUCUCGAGAUCUACAACGUGAUGAGGAGAUUUUAAGCAUGGAGCCUAUCAUUAAGCCCAGACCCAAAAUUGUUUGCCUAGAUGAAAAAACAGUGUUAGCUGUUGCAAAGGCCAACAUUUGCAGUCAGAUAACAGUUCUGGACCUGCAUGGGAAUAGGCUGAGCAAACUCCGAGACAUCUCCAAGCUAACUGGACUUCGCAAGCUUGUUGUCAGUUUUAAUGAGUUCACUUGCUUAGAUGAUGUUUAUCACUUGCCAAACCUGGAAUAUUUUGAUGCCAGUCACAACCAUGUCAUCACCCUUGAAGGCAUCCGGGGCCUAAACAAGUUGAAGCAUUUGGACUUGAGCUGGAACCAACUGAAAAGGGCAGGGGAGGAAAUCAGUGUCUUGCGGAAACAUACACCAGCAGUCCUCAGUUUGAAUCUCAAGCAUAACCCAUGGCAUAAGCCAGCCUCCGUGCGGUUGAGCGUGAUUGGCCAGCUGAAGGCUCUAACGCACCUGGAUGGAAUUCUGGUUACGGAGGAAGAGGCAGCGGCUGCAGCUCAGUUUAUAGCAAAGUCAAAAAUCACUCAGGAGUCUUUGGUGGAGCAUUCACGAACAGACCAAGAAAAGCUGCAUGUGCUCAGCAUCCUUCCUUAUGCAAAAAUCUUGAGCCAGAUUAGCAAGAACAGAGUGGACCUAUUCGAGAACAACUGGUUUUCUAAGAUAACUGUAUUAGACCUAGAUGGACAACAUCUUUGUAAAAUCAGUGGUAUAGAAAAAUUAGAGAAUUUACGGUGGGCAUCAUUUAGCAACAAUAAUCUCACUAGAACAGAAGGGCUGGAUUGCUGCCACAAUCUGGAGGAACUCACAUUAGAUGGGAACUGUAUCACCACCCUAGAAGGCAUUUCGAAACUUUCCAAACUUAUUCGACUCAGUGCCAACAACAAUCACCUCACCAGCUUGGACAGGAAUGUUUUCAGUAACCUGUCGCAUCUUCAUUACCUUUCUCUUGAGAACAACCGGAUCACAUCGCUGGUGGGUUUGCAGAAGGCCUAUGCACUUAUUGAAGUCUACAUAAGCAACAACUAUGUGUCUUCCAACCAAGAAAUAUAUCAGCUGAAGGGGUUAAACAACCUGGUCAUCCUGGACAUGUAUGGAAAUCUGAUUGUUUGGAAGCAGGAAAACUACCGCCUCUUUGUUAUUUUCCAUAUCCCAUCCCUGAAAGCUUUGGAUGGUAUUGCUGUGGAACCAGCUGAAACUGAAAAUGCUAAAGAUUUAUUUGGUGGCAAACUCAAUGCUGACAUGGUUGCAGAAAGGUUGGGACACUCCAACUUCAGCAAAAUUGAAGAAUUAAACUGGACAGCCUCUAUGAUCAGAAUGGUGGACCUUGUUCCAGCAGAGCAGUUUAAAAAUAUCACCACUGUGAAUUUGCAGAACAACAAUCUCACAUCUUUCAGUGGUUUGGUCUUCCUCCCAAAUGUCAAGGUUCUUUGCCUAAACUACAAUCACAUUGAAUCUAUCCUCCCUAGACAGAAACCUUCUAGCCACUUAACAAACAGGCAGUUACUGUAUCAGAAAGUGUCAUCCAGUGGCUAUGGGCAGCAAGGGACUUCCAAAACCAACAAGGAUGCGGGAUUGAGCGAAUGUUUGUCUCCAUUAAUGGAAAGUCUAGAAGUUCUCCAUUUGGGUUACAAUGGAAUUACCAAUUUGGCAUGGCUGCAGAUCAGUAGGCUAAAAAACCUAAGGUUUCUCUUUUUACAAGGCAAUGAGAUUAGCCAGAUUGAUGGACUCGAUGGUCUGCAACUUCUACAGGAGUUGGUGCUAGAUCAUAACAAAGUGAAAACAAUAAAUGAGAAUUCGUUUUCCAAACUAAGCUCUCUGGUGGCCCUUCAUUUGGAAGAGAACCGGCUCCGGGAACUGAACAAUUUGACUCCUUUGGGCAAACUGCAGAAGCUUUUCCUUGGUCUUAAUAGAAUUCAGGAGUUGUCAGAACUUGAAAAACUCGACAAUCUUUCUUGCAUUAAAGAGCUCUCAAUAUAUGGAAAUCCUGUAUCCCGUAAGAUCUGCCAUCGUCCACUUCUAAUAUAUCGCUUGCCGAAGCUUCAGGUGUUGGAUGGAAUAACCGUCAGCCCAGAAGAGAGGGCCAGGGCCGAAAUCCAUUUGCUGGAACAGCAAAUCUUUCCUUCAGCUAACUCUCCAAUAGACUCUUCAGCAUUUUCCGGAUUGCAACUUACUUUCUCCAAACCUUGCCCCAUGAAGAUCGCCAACAUUGCCAAUGUAAGCCUAUCAGGAGGCGUCAGUCAUCUGUACAACACUGAUUUCAUCUUUCCUCAUUCUGCUGACGAACCGGUUGGAACCGAGACCAGCAAAAGCAAGAAAUCAAAGAAUGCCGCUGUGGGACCUGGUAUUCCUCGGAGCAGCCAUGCGGAAGUGGCCACCAGACAAGCCAGAGGGACAUCAGCUCCAAGCCAUGCAUCGUCCCAGGCUGGUCCUUCUCGAACGACGUGAAGAAAGUCAG
Messenger RNA from Anolis carolinensis (green anole), 5947 nucleotides. It is a transcript of the gene lrrc9, whose product is annotated as leucine rich repeat containing 9. NCBI's taxonomy places the organism in Eukaryota, Metazoa, Chordata, Lepidosauria, Squamata, Anolidae. The coding region runs from base 1426 to 5937 and encodes 1503 amino acids. The transcript is spliced from 33 exons. The record is from RefSeq and is a predicted model, not a curated record. Gene Ontology annotation, molecular function: protein binding.